This is a messenger RNA of Neolamprologus brichardi, 2004 nucleotides long. RefSeq names its product protein eva-1 homolog C. Lineage: Eukaryota; Metazoa; Chordata; Actinopteri; Cichliformes; Cichlidae. The record is from RefSeq and is a predicted model, not a curated record. Gene Ontology annotation, molecular function: carbohydrate binding.
UGAAAUUUCAUAUGCAGCAGGUCAAAGGUCAAGUCUGGUUAGACAUGGAUGCAAACUUGACUGAUUAGCAAUAGAACCACAUAAAUGCUUGGCAGUAAUUCUAGUUGAUUGCUCAGCAGGGCCAGCUGUUUCUUGUAAACACAAUGGCAUCAUUGACCUACUGACUGCUCUCUCACAGGCAGUCAAUCGCACAAACAGCCUAUUACUACACAAACCCUGUUGCAGGGUCUGCUGCAGGAUAUUCACAAUGACAGCGUCUUGGAGUUUCUGCCGCUCUUUUUGUCUCCUGCCUCUCCUCCUGGCUCUGAAGACGCACACAGCAAGCUCGGCUCCUGAUUUCUCUCUGUAUCUUCACAGCAUUCUGAAAAACCACACGGCUCAUGCUUGUGAAGGAGAAAUCCUCAUCAUCAAGUGUCCCUCCAGGACGUCCGUGGCCAUCCUAUCAGCCUUCUAUGGACGCCGUGUUCCCAGUCAGCAUUUAUGUCCUCCUGCAAGCACAAACACAACUGUGGAGGAGGACACGGAGUGCACUUCCUCAGUUGCUAUCGAGAAAGUGCUGUCAGAGUGUCAGGAUCGGCGGUCGUGCCACAUUCCCGUCUUAAGUCCGGUGUUUGGCCAGGAUCCCUGUCCUCUCACCACCAAGUACCUCCUAGUCUCCUACAAGUGCAGACCAGAGCACCACCGCACACGACUGGUGUGCGAAAAUGAGCGUUUGAGGCUGAUGUGUAAAAAUGAGACUGUCAUCGCAAUCUACUCUGCCUCAUUUGGACACCUGCUGCACGGCAGUCCUCACUGUCCUCAGGAACCUGGAUCAAAGGCUGACAUUGAGUGUUUGUCUCCGGCGGCCCUGAGGAAAGUGUCACGCAGGUGUCACAGCAGAGCAAACUGUUCACUAAUAGCCGAUACUCGAACCUUUGGGGACCCGUGCUUCCCCGGCACCAGGAAACACCUGCGGGUGUCCUUCACUUGUGUCCCCAGAUAUCUCCUCGAAGAUGUGGGUCAAGGUCCAACAGAUCCUUUCAUGAUCUCAGAUUACACACACGGUCUCCCAGAGCGAGUUGCUCUCUACUUUGUCUCCGGCAUCUGUGCUGGUCUCGUGUUCUUGCUCUGCCUGUUUGGUGUUCGCUCCACACUUGUGAAAGACGUUAAAGAUCUGGUUUCUGACCUGAAUGAUGAGCUGAAAGCAUCUCGCAGACGACGCAAGGAGCUCAUGGAGGACCUCUUUGAAGAGGAUGUCUCUGACACAUCUUCUUUCCGCCGCCUCACACAAUCCUACCGGACAACUGACAUCUUCAGUCCACCCACUUUAACAGUAGAGAUGGUUGAGUGGGAGGAGGAACAGACUAGGGAUCUGCCCAACGGAGACAUUUGGCCACACAGAGACUCCAGCCCUUACGCUAUACACAAGAUUAAAACCUACAACAAUUGAGAGUAAAGCAUCAGUAUACUGCAUUAGAACGAUAGUUGCUAACUGAAAUCAUACUGAGAUAGUGCUUUUACUGUAAAUUGGACCUAUUAUGCUCAUUUCCAGGUCCAAACGUUCACUCCUCUACUCUUCUAGAGGAGCUUUGCAUGACUCAAAAUUCAAAAUAAUCCUUAUUUAUCUUGAGCUGGGUCCUUAGUUCAUUCACAGUCUGAAACGAGCCAUAUGAACUCCUCUUCCUCCAAGCCAACUUUCUUCUGAUUGGGUGCCCCUCACAAACUCAAAGCUUAAGCAUUAGGUGGUUGGUUCCUAAGUGCCAGAGAUGAAUUAGGGAAGUCCCCAAUCUUUGACAUUAGGCAAAGCCAAGAGUAGAAAAUAAAGUCUGAAUUUGAGUGUUUAGAACAGCCUGAAGGGAACCUCUUGUACAUACAAUAACCUCAUUAUUUAAAACCAGUUUAACCUGAACAGUAAUGAGGUAUAUGUGACAGAAAAUAAGGGAAAGGAUGAUAGCUUCUCUUUAAAUGUAACUGAACCUCCUAAUCUGUCUCAAUGCAUGAUGACACUACUAAAAUACAUGAAAA